CAGGCUCCGACAGCCGGAAGUCCCGCCUGCCGAGUAGUCGUCGCUGCCGUCGCCGCCUCCGUUGUUGUUGUGGUCUCUUCUCCGACGUCCGCGGCUCAGAGAGCCGGCCCCGUCGCCUCCCGCCGCCAUGAAGUGGAUGUUUAAGGAGGACCACUCUCUGGAACACAGAUGCGUGGAAUCCGCGAAGAUCAGGGCGAAGUACCCCGACCGGGUUCCGGUGAUCGUGGAAAAAGUCUCAGGCUCUCAGAUUGUUGACAUUGACAAAAGGAAGUACUUGGUUCCUUCUGACAUCACCGUGGCUCAGUUCAUGUGGAUCAUCAGGAAAAGGAUUCAGCUUCCUUCUGAGAAGGCGAUCUUCCUGUUUGUGGACAAGACAGUCCCACAGUCCAGCCUAACUAUGGGACAGCUUUACGAGAAGGAAAAAGAUGAAGAUGGAUUCUUGUAUGUGGCCUACAGCGGAGAGAACACUUUUGGCUUCUGAGGGCCAAUGCUGGGCUAGGUGCACCGUUCCUGCUUGUGUAUCUUGUAAAUAACUGGCUGUUUUCAGUUACUCCACCAGAGCCUCUUCACAUAGACCUACUAGUGCAUUUGUAACUGGAUUUAUUUCUUAAUAUAUUGGAAAGUUUUGUUUCUUUAGAUUAGUAAAUUAUCAUACAGAGUUUUAUUUUCAGUUUUCUUUUUGUGCAUUGACCUCAUGGCUAUAUGCUUCAAGGAACCUGUCCUCUGGGAAUCAUAUUUAAUGAAGAUAUUUCCAUAAUGAAGGGGAGGUAGGUGUGGCAUUAAAGUGAAAAGGAGGGGUGAUGCAUUGUUCUGGAUUAUGUUCCAAGUGUUAGGUGGCUAAGUAUUAAAAGCCCCCAAGUGAAAUCCUUAGCAAUCAGAAUACACUUGCUUCACUAGAUUUUGCCAACUGCAAAUCAUGUUGGAUUAAGCUAAUCUGUUCUUCUUUCUGAGACUAUUAAGGUAAAUAAUUAACAAUAAAACUUCCUCUUAUAAAGGCA
Messenger RNA from Arvicola amphibius (Eurasian water vole), 998 nucleotides. It is a transcript of the gene Gabarapl2, whose product is annotated as GABA type A receptor associated protein like 2. Gene Ontology annotation, cellular component: autophagosome membrane; autophagosome; cytosol. The record is from RefSeq and is a predicted model, not a curated record. NCBI's taxonomy places the organism in Eukaryota, Metazoa, Chordata, Mammalia, Rodentia, Cricetidae. Gene Ontology annotation, biological process: macroautophagy; autophagosome assembly; cellular response to nitrogen starvation. Gene Ontology annotation, molecular function: ubiquitin protein ligase binding. The coding region runs from base 128 to 481 and encodes 117 amino acids. The transcript is spliced from 4 exons.